AUGGUUUCAAAGGAGUAUCAACAGCAAUCCACGCAGCUGUUCAGGGGGAAUGGGCCGAAGAUAGAGCCAAUGAGAGUCGUUGACGUCCCGAAAGCAGUGGAGGACGCGAUCGUAGCAAACGAAGAUGACCCAUGGCACAGGUAUAAAUGCGGUUAUCCUGUGGACGCAGGAAAACGGACCGUCUUUCCACUGCAAAUGAGGUCGGCGAUCUACCUCGGGUGGCUCGACGCCAUCCGCAGACGCGAGCACUGGACGAUCAACAGGGGCGAGUCUAUACUGGUGUACAGCGCCGCGGAGAAUUCACUUUCCCCGUGGCAGCGAGCAAUCAACAACGUCGCGGGGGCCAUUACCAAGCGCCUUCUCGCAGUGUUCACGUACUUCAAGACUAAGGAGCAGCAGAAGAGGGACAAGGAAGCGCAUGAAAAGGAGCAAGCCGUUGUUGCGAAACACCUAGGUGACCGAGUCGCAAACUUGAUAAGCUUGGACAACCUCGCGACGGCGGUGAAAGCACAGCGGAAAGGAUACGCGUCUGCGCUCGUGAGACACCUGACGGACCUGGCCGACAAACAGGGCCGCGGUGUAUGGCUGUUCACGCACGAAAGCACUGUGGGCUUUUACGCUCGGCUCGGGUUCGAGAGGGUCAGCCACUUUGUCGUGGGGGACAACAACCCGACAUGGACUGAGAAGCCUGUGGUUAUGUGCAUGAUGCUGAGAGAGCCAAAGACAGACUCACCACUUCUUGAGGGAGACCUCAAGGCAGAAUUGUCAUGA
Fomitopsis serialis is the source of this 771-nucleotide messenger RNA. RefSeq lists its product as uncharacterized. The record is from RefSeq and is a predicted model, not a curated record. Gene Ontology annotation, molecular function: acyltransferase activity, transferring groups other than amino-acyl groups. The transcript is spliced from 7 exons. The coding region runs from base 1 to 771 and encodes 256 amino acids. Lineage: Eukaryota; Fungi; Basidiomycota; Agaricomycetes; Polyporales; Fomitopsidaceae.